AUGGCAGACCCCGCGGCAGAGAUCACGAUGGGGGCGCUUAGCGCAAUUUUUGAUGACUCAAAACCCAAGAUCGCUGAGCCUGUAGUCCAAUGUGUUCAAGUUAAACCUUUGCCUCCUCAGCCAAACAGUCCUGAAAGGUUCAGAGCCGUUUUCAGUGACAUCACAAACUACGUACAGACAAUGCUUGCAACCCAAGCCAACCAUUAUGUUACGAGUGGGCAAUUAGUCCGUGGCUGCUUCGUUCGGUUGAAAUCAUUCCAAGCGAACAUGGUAAAAGGGAAAAGAAUCCUAAUCAUCCUUGAUCUCGAAGUGUUGGACAGACUGGGCAUAUGUGAGAAGAAGAUUGGUGAUCCUCAACCCCUUGACGCAAAGCAAGAAGAGCAAGACAAGACUAUCCCGACGACAAUUUCCAGCAAUGGGUUCUAUGGCUCCCGUGGGCCCCAACAGCCACCCCAACAACCACCCCAACAACCAGCGCAGCGAUCUGCGGCGGCAGCAACCGCCCAUGCUAAUAUAUAUCCCAUCGAAGCACUAUCCCCGUAUUCCCAUAAAUGGACGAUAAAGGCACGGUGUACGAACAAAUCGGCUAUCAAAACAUGGCACAAUAAGAAUGGAGAGGGCAAACUUUUUAGCGUUAACCUCUUGGAUGAUAGCGGCGAAAUUCGUGCUACCGCUUUCAAAGACCAGUGCGAUUCAUUGUAUGGCGUUUUUGAGGAAGGCUGUGUAUAUUACAUAUCAAGCCCGUGCCGUGUCCAAAUGGCCAAAAAAGCGUUCAAUAACCUCAAUAACGAAUAUGAACUUACCUUCGAAAAGGAUACAAUUGUUGAAAAAGCCGAAGAGCAAAACGAUGUUCCGCAAAUUCGAUUCAACUUCACCAAUAUUGCUAAUUUGCAAUCGGUAGAAGCAGGCACCACAAUCGAUGUGAUUGGAGUGUUGAAGGACGUUGGAGAACUCUCUCAGAUCCUGUCUAAGACAACUAGCAAGCCUUAUGACAAGCGUGAUCUUACGUUAGUUGACAACACAGGAUAUUCUGUUCGACUUACCGUAUGGGGAAAUAUCGCCAAAGAGUUUGAUUCGGUACCGGAAUCUGUGGUCGCUUUCAAGGGCGUGAAAGUCUCCGAUUUUAAUGGGAGGUCUCUUAGUUUGCUCAGUUCAGGGUCCAUGACAGUUGACCCCGAUAUUGAAGAUGCUCAUAAAUUAAAGGGCUGGUAUGACGCCCAAGGAAGGUCGGAAACCUUUGCGUCCCAUGACUCAAUGAACAAUGCUGCAGGGUUUGGUGACCGGGCUAGCUCCUUCAAAACCAUUGUGCAGGUUCACGAAGGCAAUUUGGGGAUGUCUGAAAAACCAGAUUAUUUCUCGGUGAAAGCCACCGUGGUUUAUGUCAAGCAAGACACCAUGGCCUACCCCGCUUGUCUCACUGACAAAUGCAACAAAAAAGUUCUUCAGGAUGAGAAUGGGCAGUGGCGAUGCGAGAGAUGCGACCAAUCAUUCCCUCAUCCAGAGUAUCGCUAUAUCCUGUCUGUGAACGUGUGCGAUCACACUGGUGCUUUGUGGCUCAGUUGCUUUGACGAAGUUGGAAAAAUUAUUCUAGGAACUUCUGCAAAUGAGCUUAUGGAGCUUAAGGAAAACGAUGAACGGGCCUACGAAGAGCUUGUCCAGAGAGCCAACUGUCGUGCUUGGAAUUUCAAUUGCAGGGCCAAAAUGGAUAACUUCCAGGAUCAGCAACGUGUUCGAUACCAAGUAUCGUCCGUUAGCGCUAUCGAUUACAGUGUGGAAUCAGCUCGCCUUGCAGAGCUGAUCAAGGCUUACGAGCUCAGCUAAAGGAUUGCGUGGAAUACCCCCUGAGGAUAUAUGUUUCCUUGUACAUAAUAUGUGUUUCUGCCUCGUUCUCAUAACUUCAUAAACGAUAUCGCGAAAUAUCACA
Histoplasma capsulatum G186AR is the source of this 1924-nucleotide messenger RNA. Its product is annotated as replication factor. Gene Ontology annotation, molecular function: damaged DNA binding; single-stranded telomeric DNA binding. The record is from RefSeq and is a predicted model, not a curated record. The coding region runs from base 1 to 1821 and encodes 606 amino acids. Gene Ontology annotation, biological process: telomere maintenance via telomerase; double-strand break repair via homologous recombination; meiotic cell cycle. Gene Ontology annotation, cellular component: DNA replication factor A complex; nucleus. NCBI's taxonomy places the organism in Eukaryota, Fungi, Ascomycota, Eurotiomycetes, Onygenales, Ajellomycetaceae. The transcript has 6 exons.